AUGGGCCACACCGAGCCGCGCUCCGGCAGCGACAUCGUCCAUCCCAUCAAGGUCGACGAGAGCGGAGCCUUCCUGUCCUACGACUUGUCGCACCGGGCCCUCCACCGGAGGUCUCCUGCCUCCAGGAGCCAGCUCCCCGCCUUCUACGAGCUGCAGUACAGGGGGCAAGCCCUGAAAUUCAACCUGAGCCUCAACAGGCACCUGCUGGCCCCGGGCUUUGUCAGCGAGCGGCGUUUCGGCGGCAUCGCGGGCGCCAAGAUCCAGCCGCGCUCCUACAACCCGUGCCACAUGAUCGGGGAGGUGCGGGGCCCGCGGCAGGCGGGGCUGGCUGCCCUCAGCACCUGCGACGGCCUGAAAGGAGUGUUUCAGCUCAUGGACCAGGACUAUUUCAUCGAGCCCGUGUCCAGCAGCCCCCGGGAGGAGUCUCAGGAGAGCCUGGAGCAGUCUGAGAGGCGCAGGGAGCGGUGGGAGCAGAAGCAGCACAGGAGGAAGAGGAGGAGGAUCAAGCAGCGCUCCAUCAGCAGGGAGAAGUGGGUGGAGACGCUGGUGGUGGCAGACACCAAGAUGGUGGAGUUCCACGGCAGUGCCAACAUCGAGAAGUAUGUGCUGACCGUCAUGAACAUGGUGGCAGGGCUGUUCCACCACGCCAGCAUUGGGAACCCCAUCAACAUCGCCAUAGUGCGGCUGAUCCUGCUGGAGCACGAGGAGGAGGACCUGAAGAUCUCCCACCACGCAGACAACACCUUGAAAAGCUUCUGCAAGUGGCAGAAGAGCAUCAACGUGAAGGGAGACUCGCACCCCCUGCACCACGACGUGGCCGUGCUGCUCACCAGGAAGGACAUCUGUGCUGCCAUGAACAGGCCCUGUGAGACCCUGGGGCUGUCCCACGUGGCCGGGAUGUGCCAGCCCCACCGGAGCUGCAACAUCAACGAGGACACGGGGCUGCCGCUGGCCUUCACCGUGGCCCACGAGCUGGGACACAGGUACCACCCUCCUCCUCCUCCUCCUCCUCCUGUUCUCUGCGUGCACCUGGGGCUGGAGAGGGCACGGGGGAAGUGCUACGACAGCGACGCCAGCCGCGACGUCUGCAUCAACGGCAUCUGCAAGAACGUGGGCUGUGACUAUGAGAUUGACUCUCACGCCGUGGAGGAUCGCUGCGGGGUGUGCCACGGGGACGGCUCCACCUGCCACACCGUGCACAAGACCUUCGAGGACAGCGAGGGGCUGGGCUACGUGGACAUUGGGAUUAUCCCCGUGGGAGCCCGGGAGAUCCGGAUUGAGGAGGUGGCAGAAGCCGGGAAUUUCCUGGCGCUGCGGAGCGAGGACCCCGAGAAGUAUUUCCUGAAUGGAGGCUGGACCAUCCAGUGGAACGGGGACUACAGGGUGGCAGGGACCACCUUCACCUACAAGAGGACAGGCAACUGGGAGAACCUCACCUCUCCGGGGCCCACCGUGGAGCCUGUGUGGAUCCAGCUGCUGUUCCAGGAGACCAACCCCGGGGUGAGGUACCAGUACACCAUCCAGCGCCCGGCUGACAGCGAGAACGAGAUCGAGCAGCCCGAGUUCCUGUGGCGCUUUGGCUCCUGGACCACCUGCACGGCCACCUGUGGGACAG
This is a messenger RNA of Zonotrichia albicollis (white-throated sparrow), 1615 nucleotides long. The record is from RefSeq and is a predicted model, not a curated record. Lineage: Eukaryota; Metazoa; Chordata; Aves; Passeriformes; Passerellidae.